GACUUUAUUGAGUUAUCACAGUAUCACCGCAUGCCGAAGCUCUGGAUGAUGGACGACUACGAAGAGUGCCUCGAGCGACCAGCUCCGGAGGAACCCGACGGAGUGUACUGUAUCGCGACGGUCGUCCUCAAGCCGGACAACCGAUCGGAGCUGUGGCGGUUGAUUGAGGACUUUUCCAGUGACUACAAGCGCCACUUUAACCAUGCCGUCCUGAAGCGCGGCCUUUGUAUCCAGCGCUGCCAGCAAACCCUGGAAAGUCUCGCUCCGACGGAACGGGGCUUACUCCGUGUGAACGAGUUCCCAAUCAACACGAAGUACAAGUUUGAUGAAAGACUCUUCCGCAACUCGGCGGCCGAUCGUGCAAAGUACGACGAUAUGGUAGAGGUUUGCAUCAAUAAGCAACUCAACGAAACGUACGGUUUGCUGGCCCACGCCGAGGUCCAAUCCUGCGAUACCUCGUCCAGCGAGAUAGAGAUCGACACGCUGGACUACUCGUUUGUGGCCAUCUUCUCUCUGCUGAUAAUGCUGGUCAUCGUGUCCUCUUGGUACGACGGGUCGAUCAACUACAAACAACACCCGUGCCACUACCAGCAGGAGCUGGAUAGUAAACGCAAGAUGGUGUGGGCAGCCUUCUCGAUCCAGCGCAACUGGUACCGGUUGACCUCUCGGUCGCACGAUGAAACCCACAAAAAGUUGCGCUUUUUCCAAGCGCUACGCUUCCUUACGAUGAUGCUGGUCAUUUUCGGGCACGCCGUCCUGCUGUUGGUCGUCUCCCCCACGACCCAUGUGGAAAAGUUCGAAAAGAUCUUUCACAACGUUGCCAGCAUGAUACUAACGAACGGCGUUCAAAUCACGCAAGUGUUUCUCGCGAUGAGCGGCACACUGUUGGCGGUGCAGUUUCUCGAGGUGGCGGAAAAGCGCAAAGGCCAGAUCAGCAUCCUGUACGUCCCGAUCGCGAUCCUGUAUCGGUACAUCCGGUAA
Anopheles bellator is the source of this 981-nucleotide messenger RNA. RefSeq lists its product as uncharacterized. The coding region runs from base 31 to 981 and encodes 316 amino acids. The transcript is spliced from 7 exons. The record is from RefSeq and is a predicted model, not a curated record. NCBI's taxonomy places the organism in Eukaryota, Metazoa, Arthropoda, Insecta, Diptera, Culicidae.